AUGAAGAACCUGCCGGUCCACUUGGAGAAAGUCCCGGGUGUGCAACACGCGCUGUACGCGGACGACAUCUCCAUUUGGGCCACGCAGGGCUCUCUCGGUGAAAUGGAGGCCAGCCUGCAGGAGGCGGCCAACGCGGCGAACGAGUACGCGAAAAGAUGUGGCCUUCAUUGCUCCCCUCAAAAAUCCGAAUUCGUGCACAUUCGCCCCAACAAAAAAUGCACAAACAAGAUAGAAUUGAGACUUGGAUCGGAACCGAUACCCGAAAGAAAAGAAAUUAGAGUCCUAGGUCUUUUCAUCCACCAGCGUCGGCUGGCGACGACCACGCUCGACAAACUAAAGAAGGUGGGAGAUCAGGUGGGCCGAAUGGUCCACAGAGUCUCGAACAAGAAAGGGGGACUGCGAAGCAAAGACGCCUUGCGGCUAGCCAAUGCCUUUGUAACAAGCAGAAUCCUGUACUCGACCCCCUAUCUCCGCCUCAACAAACACGACCAGAACAUCAUCGAGGUGAUAAUACGCAAAAUGGCGAAGAAGGCCCUCGACCUCCCGAUAACCACGUCUAACCUGAGACUUCAAGGUCUGGGUAUGACGAACUCCUUCGAUGAACUUAGAGAAGCCCACCUCACAGGUCAAUACACGCGAUUAUCGCAGACGUCGUCAGGACGCCGCCUUUUGGCCCGUCUGCACAUAGAACACACGACUCUAACCGAGGAGAGAGUAAGACUCUCUCAGGAAUGGCGUUACGCCCUGCACGUAAGACCACUCCCCAUUAAGAUGUCCAGGGACGACCACGAGGGUAGACGCAGGGCCAGGGCAGAGGCCUUAGCUCACCACUACGGAAGGAAACCCGGGGUAUACUACGUGGACGCAUCCGGCCCGCACCAUGGCGGGUGGUACACGGCGGCAGUGAUCCACGAGUCCAAAACGGUGAACGGGCUCACCUUCAAAGCCCGAAGCGUCACUCAAGCAGAGGAAGUCGCCAUCGCUUUAGCGGCAACACACUCCGAUUCCAAGACAAUCAUAACCGACUCGCAAGGGGCGUGUCGGAACGUCCAACAGGGCUGGGUCCCGUACCUGGCCUACCGGCUACUGCAAAAUAGCUCGUACGUAGGAGGUCCAUCCCACCGCUUCAUAGUCUGGGCUCCGGCCCACUCGGGGCUAGGAGGAAACGAGGCAGCAGAUGCAGCCGCCCGCGCGCUCUCUAACCGGGCAACCUCGUCCCCCGCCUCCUCUGAAGAAGUAGCGGAAGCCACGCCGACCUACACUUACAAGGAAAUAACACAAUUCUACAAAGAUAGACAUAAACUGUACCCCCACCCGUGUAAAGGAUUAACGAGAGCGGAGGAACGCCUGUUCCUCCGCCUUGUCACGAACACCAUGAUGUGCCCGGCCUCGCUAAAGCACUUUGACCCUGCCUUCUCCGGAGAGUGCCCGCACUCUCACGAGGGAUAUUAA
Molecule: messenger RNA, 1452 nt
Organism: Dermacentor andersoni
Lineage: Eukaryota; Metazoa; Arthropoda; Arachnida; Ixodida; Ixodidae
Source: RefSeq, a predicted model, not a curated record